Molecule: messenger RNA, 1266 nt
Organism: Penicillium mononematosum
Lineage: Eukaryota; Fungi; Ascomycota; Eurotiomycetes; Eurotiales; Aspergillaceae
Product: FAD-dependent oxidoreductase
Exons: 2
Coding region: 1-1266 (421 amino acids)
Molecular function (GO): FAD binding
Source: RefSeq, a predicted model, not a curated record
AUGGAAGUACCUCCAUCAAUCGCAAUCAUCGGUGGUGGACCAAGCGGUCUAACCCUUGCUCGACUAUUGGAAGUGAAUGAAAUCACUGACUACGUUGUCUUUGAGCGGGAUCAGUCCUCAACGCCAGGUCCGAACAGACAAGGUGGAACACUGGACCUGCAAAGAGACUCUGGUCAAGAAGCCCUCAAGCGAGCUGGCUUGUUCGAAAAGUUCAGCAACGAACUAGCACGCUGGGACGCUGCCUAUUUCCACCUUCUCGACUCAGCCGGGAAGACAAUUGCCAACUUCAAUAAUACACUUGAGGACCGUCCUGAGAUCGAUCGCUUGCAACUUCGCGAUCUUUUGCUCGAAUCGAUUCCCCAGCACAAGAUUCGCUGGGGACAUGGUGUCAAAUUCGUCGAGAGGAAAGCUGGUGAUGAAAACACUGUUGGUGACAAUGGGUGCAUCAUCCAUUUCACGAACGGUUCCUCUGCCACCGGGUUCCGACUUGUUGUAGGCGCCGAUGGUGCAUGGAGCAAAGUCCGUCCUUUGGUCACGUCCGCAUGGCCAGAAUACUCUGGUAAAUUUUACAUCGAGGGGAAAAUUUCGCACAACAAUCCGAGCUACCCUGUUGCGCAUGAGUUGGUGGGGCCUGGAAACAUGCUCGUGCUAGGCGACCAGAAGAUGAUAGCAGUGCAGCAGCUAUCGGAUGGUCAUUACCGCGUUUACUUUGCCCUGAACGUGCCUGAAGAUUUCUACAAACGCGUGACCUCCGUUCACGCUGAUGCCAGCAAGGCCACCGAAGAGAUGCGUUCACACCUUCUUUCCACCAAUGAGUUCUUCGCGAAUUGGACACCGAAUUUAAAGGCUUUUAUCGAAAAUGCGGAAGGUCCAUUCCGCCCCUGGCCUUUGUAUUUCAUUGACCCCGAAACAGUUGGCUGGGAUCGUGACGUGGCCCCUGGCGUGACCCUGAUGGGGGAUGCUGCUCAUGCUUCUACUCCCUUCAUUGGCGAAGGGGUUAAUUGUAGUAUGCAUGAUGCAGUUAUGUUGGCGGAGUGUCUCAUCCGUCACUGCGGCAGCAACACCACGUUCGCUCAUGUGGAGGAGGUAAAGCUGGAAGCUGCACUGGCCGCAUACGAAAAGAAUAUGUUCAAGCGUGGACAGGAUUUAAUUCGACGCAGCUGUGAAAGUGGCAGAAGGUUGUUUUCGGAUAACGCUGGUCCUCUUGUUCUCCAGAUGUUUAGUGGUGAUGCUGACAGUGAACCUGUCGAAUCUGCUAAUCUCUAG